AGCAGUACUAUGAGUAUAGCCAUACACCAAGUGUUAUACAGGCAUUCAGAUUGCAGUCAUUCAUUGAGUCAGUGAUUGAGUGAGCGUUCAGUUCAACACAUAUUUAGCAUUCAAUUCAAAGUACACGACAAUUAUCCACACAAUCAGUCACUGUGAGCACUAUUUAUAGCCCAUUGUCUCCGCACCACAACCUCCUCAGCCAGUCGUACGCCAUAGCCAUCGACAGCCACUAGUCUUGGUGUCGAUCACCAGAAAAAGUAUUGAUUUUCUUAUCGCUCGUUGCGAUCAAUACUCGCCACUCGAUUGUCUUAUCGACGGUCACCACCGCCAUCGCCAACACUUACACCACCAUCUGGUUAACGCCAUUUUGAUUGAACCCUUGGAUCGGAUCAGAGAGUGAUGGCGUGCGCGACACUGAAGCGACCGCUCGAGUGGACGGACCCAUCGAUGUCUCCGCCGUCGACGGCCCACAACACGGGCGCCAAAGACUCGGCCCAUAGUUACCAUCAGAGGGCCGCCAAACGCCGCUGUCUGUCGACGAUAAUGAGUCCGCAGAUGACGGACAAGAGCUCACACUUCGGUGACGUUCAGCCAAAACUGUCUUCAGUGAAGAGUGUGGAGCAGCAGCUGGUCGUGAAGGUGACUCCCGAGCAUAAGUCCUGUUGUGGGCGGCAGCGGAUUGUGAUCAAGAGUUCUCAAUCACAGAACAGAAUAUCAGUGAUUAUCUCCUAUUUUGAGACCACUGGCUUCUCGUCGCCGCCACACGAGAGUCAAGCGCUGAGCUCGACGUCGAUCGGCCUGUUGUCGCCCACCCGACGGGACGCACCCCUCUUCACGUUCAGACAAGUGGGUCUCAUAUGCGAGCGGGUGCUGAAGGAACGGGAGACUCAGAUUAGGCAGGAGUACGAUGACGUCCUCAAUACCAAAUUAGCCGAACAAUACGAGACUUUUGUCAAAUUCACUUACGAUCAGAUCCAGAAGCGAUUCGAAGCCAAUUCGAUUCCUAGUUAUCUAUCAUAGGGUAAAAUGCAAUUAGUAUUAUGAAUAUUACAAGAAUUUUUAGAUACAACUCUACAAAAUUGCCAAACAAUUAAAGUGUGCUUUUCUUAUGUGUUAUACUCUCUCCUCUACUCUUUCUCACACUCUCUACCUUUCAAUACAUGAUUUGUUUUAUCUCUUAUUAUAAAUUGUAUGCAAUUUAACGCAAAAAUUUCUGAUUUGGU
This is a messenger RNA of Oppiella nova, 1223 nucleotides long. The record is from the annotation of a GenBank genome assembly. Lineage: Eukaryota; Metazoa; Arthropoda; Arachnida; Sarcoptiformes; Oppiidae.